UUACGUCGGUGACGCCUAGGAGCGCGCAGACGUGUGUUUUCCGAGAGUGCGCAGUGGGUGCGUCGGCGACGACCCUACGGCCUUUUGAGGGAGGGUCGACGCUGAGAUGGGGGCGGCGGCAGCCGAAGCGGAUCGGACUCUCUUUGUCGGCAACCUUGAAACUAAAGUGACGGAGGAACUCCUUUUCGAGCUUUUCCACCAGGCUGGGCCAGUAAUAAAAGUGAAAAUUCCAAAAGAUAAGGAUGGUAAACCAAAGCAGUUUGCAUUUGUGAAUUUCAAACAUGAAGUAUCUGUUCCUUAUGCAAUGAAUCUACUUAAUGGAAUCAAACUUUUUGGAAGGCCUAUCAAAAUUCAGUUUAGAUCAGGAAGUAGCCAUGCCUCACAGGAUGUUAGUUUGUCAUAUCCCCAGCAUCAUGUUGGAAAUUCAAGCCCUACCUCUACAUCUCCUAGCAGGUAUGAAAGGACUGUGGAUAAUGUGACUUCAUCAGCACAGAUAAUUCAGAGAUCUUUUUCUUCUCCAGAAAAUUUUCAGAGACAAGCAGUGAUGAACAAUGUUUUGAGGCAGAUGUCAUAUGGUGGGAAGUAUGGUUCUCCUCAUCUCGACCAAUCAGGAUAUUCCCCAUCGGUUCAGUCACAUAAUCAUACUUUUAACCAGUCUUCAAGCUCCCAGUGGCGCCAAGAUACACCAUCACAGCGCAAAGUCAGACAGAAUUCUUAUCCCUACGUAGCAGAUAGACAUUAUAGCCGUGAACAGCGUUACACUGAUCACGGGUCGGACCAUCAUUAUAGAGGAAGCAGAGAAGAUUUCUAUGAAGAUAGGAAUCAUGAUGGCUGGAGCCAUGACUAUGAUAACAGAAGAGACAGUAGUAGAGCUGGAAAAUGGCACUCAGCUCGACACUAAAAAGUGUUCAAAGGACAUCGUUUUUAUGGGGUCAUUCCAGGCCGUUUUGGCUAAGUUGGUCUGGGAAUGUUGUGUUAAAACUGUGGAGCAACUUUACAAGUUGACACAUUUCUUUAUAAAAUUUUUAAAACCUAUAGCUACAGUCUAAUACAGAAAUGAGAAUUGUGGUUCUAGUUUUUACAUGAAUAACCUUUCACCUCAGGGUUUUAUGGAGAGGAAAGGGUUUUAUACAUAAAGUGCUAUAAUUCUUAAUUGUUUUAGGCAGUUAAGGAAGGGAUGUAUUAUAUGGAUUGGUUGUAUUAUAAAACAAAUAUUUUCGUUAUCUGUUAUCUUUUUGUAUUGCAAGAACCUGCUUGUUAGUAAAUCAGAUUUUGGUGUAUAUAAGAAAAUAUUCAGGUUGAUAGUCUGAAGUGACUAUCAGUAUUUUGUUAAUAAAUUAGAAGAUGUAAUUUUAGUGAUUUAACAUUUUAUUCGAGAAAGUUUAUUGGUAAAGUUUGGGGAUGAAUCAUAUUAACUUCUUAGGGAACUUAAGUGUAAGUUCUGUGACAUGCUCUUUCAAAUUUUACCCUAAUUGGGCAGACAAGUAUAAAUCUGCACAUGCUUUUUCAUUCUAAAAUUUUAGCAUUUUCUCAUUAAAUCAUGUUUGGUGUAUGACUGAAGUCACUCAGGAAAUUAAGUAUCUCUAAUACAGUGUUAGUGUAAAUCUUUUUUAGGAAGAAUAAAAAUGUAAAUGCAGUCAGAUAAAAUGGUAAAAUGUUUUAUUGAAAGUAUACUUAUUUGGGAAAAGGUUCACAGAACUUUGAAGUGCUGCCUCUAUCACUCAGACUUUAAAAUUUGACCAUUUUCAAAGUGCCCAGGGCGUUUGUAGAAGGACACAUUUUAUUUUUUGUGUGAACCUUUGAAAGAGUUUAGUCUUAAACACUUUCUGAUUUAAAAAAUUUUAAAUCUUGUUAACAAAACUUUUAUGUAUUGAGAUAUUGUCUCCCUUUCCUUGUAGAACUUGUUUAUAAUUCAUUCCUUGAAAUAUUUGGAUCUUUUUAAAUAUUAACUUACAGCAUUUGUAUUAUGAUACUUUUUAAUAUAUUGAAAACAAAAAAGAGGGAUGUGUCUAAUUUUUUGAUGUCACCUUAGAGACACUGUACACAAAAAGUUAGCAACAUACUUUUUUAUUCAGUAAUUGCCUAGCGUUAAUGUCAGUUCUUUAGAGCAUCUUGAAAUAUACUGUUUCUACAUGUUGAACUAAAUAUUUUAGAAUCAGACUUUCAGUGACACAGAUUAUAUUCCAAGCACUGUAAACUAAUUUAAUCUCCCUGGUCAAUAGCAGUUUAUGUACAUUCAGGUUUUCUCUGUUUCUAAUGAAUGCCAUUUUUUCAUGUGUGUCUAGGUAAAUGGAUCUGGCCAACUACUCAGCAUAGAGAGCAUUAAGAUCUAAAGUUUGCUUAAGCAGUUUAAUAGAAGGAUUUGUUUCUAGUGAGCCUGGUAUUUUCAGGUGUCUUAUGAAAAUUAUUCAGUAGCAAGUGUAGAUAAUAACAAAGGUCAGUACUGCUUCAUUGCCGUUUAUCUGUGGGUCAGAUCCUACUGAUUCACAGGUGAUCCUGGUUCAGAAUAAUCUUUUUCUUUUUUUAAUGGCUUUUGGGGCACCCCUGUGAGGUUCCAAUCAAUCUUUCACUUUCAUCUCACUUAUUAACUAAACUAAACGUACUGUGUAUAGGAGUAGAGCAAGACAGCCUCAAAUAAUUGAAUAUAGUUAGAGAAUUCACCUAGAUAUUAAUAGCUACAGGAGUAGAACAGAGGAGAUUGUGGGAGGGUAGUUCCCCAGAGUAUGUUCAUGAAAUGGUACGCUCACAUGAUGUUCUGCAAAGUAAGGGUUCUGUAAUUGAAUGUUUGGUAAACAUGUACUAACCCUGAUGUUCUGAGACUGACAACACCAUAAAACUGCUGACAAGUACGACAGUAAAGAAAUUGUUUAUACUUAA
Molecule: messenger RNA, 2877 nt
Organism: Pteropus alecto (black flying fox)
Lineage: Eukaryota; Metazoa; Chordata; Mammalia; Chiroptera; Pteropodidae
Gene: RBM7
Product: RNA binding motif protein 7
Exons: 5
Coding region: 107-901 (264 amino acids)
Biological process (GO): regulation of alternative mRNA splicing, via spliceosome
Cellular component (GO): nucleus
Molecular function (GO): single-stranded RNA binding
Source: RefSeq, a predicted model, not a curated record